AUGCAUUCGACCAAAGAUGGUCGCAAGCAGUCAACGAAGGAAGAAGAGAAAGAAGGGGGCCUGAGAGAUUACUUCCGCAUCUUUACAUACGCAAGCACAACUGAUCGUAUGCUAUACGCGCUUGGAUUCACAGGAGCUAUAGCCGUUGGCGCUGCCCUACCUCUGAUGACUCUUGUCUUUGGCAAGUCCACGGCGGAAUUCAAUCAACAAGCCACAGGUCAGGAUAGCUCGACCUUCACAAGUAACAUUAACAAACUAGUGCUUUACUUUGUAUACCUUUUCGUCGCUCGGUUCGUCAUUGGCUAUCUCGGCACAUUGUGCAUCUGCAUCGCGGCGGCCAGAACAACAUGCGCCCUACGAGAGGACUUCCUAGACAAAUUACUUCGGCAAGACGUGGCUCACUUCGACAAGGACGGUACUGGUUCUGCCGCAACUCAGGUGACCACAAACGGCAACCGCAUCAAUCAGGGUAUCGCGGAGAAGCUGUAUACCUGCGUCCAAGGUAUCUCACUCUUCUUCUCUGGCUUCAUCGUAGCGUUAGCCGUCCAAUGGAAGCUCGCACUGAUCGUGAUGAGCAUCAUACCUGCAAUCUUCUUGAUUACAGGAGUAUGCAUCGCCUUAGAUGCGCCAAUAGAAGCAAGAGUGACUAAGAUCUACUCACAGGCCGGCACUCUAGCACAAGAUGCAAUCAGCUCCAUUAGAACCAUCCACGCCUUCGGCGCCCAUCAAAAGAUUGUGGAUGGUUACGAGAUAUACCUGCAGAAGGCGCACAAGGAAGGCAACAAAAAGUCUGUCAUCUAUGGAGUACUCUUCUCCGGUCAAACUUUCCUGGUCAUGUCGGGCACAUCGCUGGCUUUCUGGCAGGGCUUUCGCAUGUUUCAGAGUGGCGAGAUAGGCGAUGUCGGGACGGUCUUCACUGUUGUGCUCAGUGUCGUUCUCGGUGCCACUGCGACGUUACUCAUCUUCCCACAGUUUCAGGCCAUUACUAAUGCUUCCUCAGCUGCGGGAGAGCUGUUCUCCAUCAUCGAUAGCCCCUUGAAUCUGGACCCACUAUCAGCCGAUGGGUUACAGCCACCUAGUUGCAACGGGGAAAUCGUUGUCCACGAUCUCCGCUUUGCCUACCCGGCCCGACCCACCGCCCAGGUUUUGCGAGGCUUGAGUCUUUCGAUCCCAGCCGGAAAGACGACAGCCCUUGUCGGUCCCAGUGGAUGCGGAAAAUCUACUCUGGUCGGUCUACUCGAACGAUGGUACCAGCCCACUUCUGGCCAGAUUCUGCUCGACGGUCGAGACAUCUCUGAGUACAAUACGAAGUGGCUGCGAUCCAACAUCCGCCUCAUUCAGCAAGAGCCGACUUUGUUUCAAGGCACCAUCUUCGAAAAUAUCGUCAAGGGUCUGAUCGGAGACCAGAAAGAUCUUCCAGCGGAGAAGCAGAUGGAGAUUGUUCGGGAAGCGUGCAAGAACAGCAAUGCGCACGAUUUCAUCAACGCGUUACCGGACGGCUACCAUACGCAGGUUGGGGAGCGAGCAAGCAUGCUGAGCGGUGGCCAGCGACAGCGUAUUGCCAUCGCCCGAAGUAUCAUAUCAAAUCCGAGAAUCCUGUUGUUCGACGAAGCGACUAGCGCCUUGGAUCCACGCGCGGAGAAGGUUGUGCAGAGCGCACUCAAUCGCGUCUCAAUCAACAAGACCACAUUGAUCAUUGCUCACAAGCUUGCGACCGUAAUGGCAGCUGACAACAUCGUCGUCAUGAAGGAUGGCCAGAUUCAUGAGCAGGGUACGCAUCAUGAGCUCAUCGAAAGCGAUGGGCUUUAUGCGGCAAUGGUGCGCGCACAAGAUCUUGGUACAAAGGCCAACGACGAAGACAUCCGAAAAGAGCUACAGGAGACCGAGGAUGUUGAUGAUACCCUCGAUCGCAAGGCGACCUUGCAACGGACACAGUCUCAAUAUAACAGCACUCAGCUUGAGCGGGAAGUAGAACAACUCGCUGCAGGCACACUGGGCUACUCUCUCAUCAAAUGCAUCUGGAUCAUGCUGAGGGAGAACGUUGACCUCUACUACUGGUACGCCGCCACGAUUGUAGGAGGAAUUAUCGGUGGUGGGACCUACCCGGCACAAGCCAUCAUCUUCUCCCGUCUUGUUCGGGUCUUCACUCUGCAAGGAUCUGAGGCGCAAGAUGAAGCCAACUUCUGGGCGCUCAUGUUCUUCGUGCUCGCUCUCGCUAACCUCUUCGCGUACUUCAUGAUCGGUCUGGCGUGCAACGGCAUCGCACAAGCCAUGACUCACCGAUAUCGCAGAGAGAUGAUUGAGCGCAUCAUCAGCUUCGAUCAAGACUUCUUCGACAGGCCAGAAAAUUCCUCGGGUGCGCUGACCUCCAAAUUAUCGUCUGCGCCGACAGCUCUACAAGAAUUGAUGUCGGCGAACUUGGGCCUUAUGUUCAAUAUUCUGGUCAACAUUACGGCCAGUAGUGCGCUCGGCAUAGCUUACGGUUGGAAGCUGGGGCUUACACUUGUGUUUGGCGGUUUGACCGUCAUUGUUGCCGCAGGUUACUAUCGCAUUCGACUCGAUCAGAAGCUGGAGGCUGCUAUAGAAGCACAGUUCUCGGGCAGUGCUGGGUUGGCGACUGAAGCUGUCACGUCCAUCCGGACAGUGAGCAUGCUGACACUUGAAACAUCUAUCAUGCGUCAAUACAGCAACACAUUGCAGGCUGUCACCAGUAAGGUCAUCAGGAACCUGGUGUUCGCCCUCAUUCCAUACGCGCUUUCGCAAUCAGCAGACUUCCUAGUCAUGGCACUUGGCUUCUGGUAUGGAUCGCAGCUCAUUGCAAAGGGCGAGUACACCGUCUCACAGUUUUUCGUGAUCUUCAUCGCCGUCGUCUUCGGUGGUCAGGGUGUUGCGCAGUUCUUCAUGUACAGCACCUCGAUCACAAAGGCGGAAGGAGCUGCGAACUACAUUCUGUGGCUGCGGACAGUCCAGCCCAAAAUCCGCGAGUCAGACGAGACGAAUGGCCAGGGGCCAUUAGCGGACGGCACCAUUGCCAUGGAGGCUGUCGAAUUCAGAUACAAGCAGCGCAACGCAUCCCGGGUGCUGCGAGGCAUCUCAAUGCAGAUCAAGCCAGGUACGUUCGCUGCCUUCGUUGGCCCUUCAGGCUGUGGCAAGAGUACAGUGGUCUCGCUGCUGCUUCGUUUCUAUGACCCGACAUCUGGGCGCAUCACGCUGGACGAUCAGGACGUACGCCUCAUGUCUCCCAAGCUGUAUCGUCAAUACAUGUCUCUCGUCCAGCAGGAGCCGCCCCUGUACCUGGGCUCGGUGCGCGAAAACAUCGCUCUCGGCCUUGAAUACGAACCGUCCGACGUCGAGGUUGGAGAGGCGUGCCGUCAGGCCAAUGCCCUCGAGUUUGUAUCUUCGUUGCCAGAGGGGCUCCAGACUCCGUGUGGGUCAAAGGGCCUGCAAUUCUCCGGCGGACAAAGGCAGCGCAUUGCGAUUGCCAGGGCACUGAUUCGACAACCGCGGCUGCUGCUGUUGGACGAGGCAACGUCGGCGCUAGACACUCAGGGUGAGAGGAUUGUACAGAAGGCGCUGGAUGAAGCGGCGAUGACGAGGACGACGAUCGCUGUUGCGCACAGGCUGAGCACAAUCCGACACGCAGACAUCAUCUUUGUCGUUGAGGACGGCGAGAUUGUCGAGAUGGGUACCCACGAAGAACUUCAGAGACUCCGAGGCAGAUACUUCGCUACAUGUUUGGCGCAAUCGCUUGAUCAGGCUUGA
Messenger RNA from Didymella exigua CBS 183.55, 3762 nucleotides. Its product is annotated as P-loop containing nucleoside triphosphate hydrolase protein. Gene Ontology annotation, molecular function: ATP binding; ABC-type transporter activity; ATP hydrolysis activity. The record is from RefSeq and is a predicted model, not a curated record. Bases 1 to 3762 code for a protein of 1253 amino acids. The transcript is spliced from 5 exons. NCBI's taxonomy places the organism in Eukaryota, Fungi, Ascomycota, Dothideomycetes, Pleosporales, Didymellaceae. Gene Ontology annotation, cellular component: membrane. Gene Ontology annotation, biological process: transmembrane transport.